Rubroshorea leprosula is the source of this 840-nucleotide messenger RNA. The record is from the annotation of a GenBank genome assembly. NCBI's taxonomy places the organism in Eukaryota, Viridiplantae, Streptophyta, Magnoliopsida, Malvales, Dipterocarpaceae.
CUCUCCUCUUUCUUUUUCCUGGUUUUCUACCUCUCCAUUCCAUGGAUCAAACUCGUAUUUUGGCCUGGAACUGUCGAGGUCUUGGAGAUACUUCUGCGAUUUCAGAGUUGAAGAAACUCUGUUUCCAACAUAAGCCCAGCAUCAUCUUCCUCUCCGAAACUAAGCGCACAGCGGUGGAGAUGACCUUGAUCCGCCCAGAUCUAGGGUUGGAUCACGUUUCUGUGUGCAAUUAUGCAGAGAGAAGGGGCGGCUUGACCCUACUUUGGAGUGAGGAGAGUAAUCUUCAAGUUUCCUCUUUCUCGCCAUUGAUAGAUCUAGGGCUGGUUUUGCUGUUCUGCAGGCAAUUGUGCAUAGAGAAACCAUCACACAUCGAUGUUGUAAUUGUAGAUCCCGGUGGUUGUCAACUGCCAUCAACAGGAGGGGCCAAAAGGGGAGAAUGUCGGUGGAGGUUGAUUGGAGACGUCGGAGGUGUUCUGCAAGGGGAGAAUGCCACUUCAGUCUCAAAAGGGGUUCUAGUUCCCUUAUUGAAAUUUGGCAACAAGGGUUUGCAAAGGAUUGCAAUAGUUAGGGCAUGGUUGAGAGCCCAUGGCGACAAGGAAGGUGCCUGGGUUUGUAUGGAGGUGCCUGGGUUUGUAUGGAGCCCUAUUUUUGCCCUUACAGCGAUUGUAGUUACAAUCUUUAGUCUUAGAUGGCCCUCUUCGCUUAAUUGUCCAUAUAUGUCAUGGGCACAGUUUAAAUCUAUUACUAAUGCUGUAAGUUACGCUUCUAUCCUUAAUUCGGCUAUUAUGCCUUGAGAUUCAUCUGUAAUCUCCUUAUAUUUAAUAUAAUUCUCCUUUUUCU